Molecule: messenger RNA, 1451 nt
Organism: Striga asiatica
Lineage: Eukaryota; Viridiplantae; Streptophyta; Magnoliopsida; Lamiales; Orobanchaceae
Source: the annotation of a GenBank genome assembly
CAAUUCCAAUCCUGAAUUCAAGGUAAUGUCCCUUUUUUUUCCUGAUUGCGCCAAUCUCAUCUUUUGUCUUCUUAAUUCUUAUAUUUAUUUUGUAUUGGGGAAGUUUGUUAGGCUGAUUAAGUUUGUUGGAUUCCAUUUCCUAUUUGUUGCUCUAAUUUACCCAUAGCUAAGGUUUUCUUGUUCUGUUUUCAGAACACUGGCUCGACAUUGCAUAUUUUCGUGGUUGCUUGUUAUUAUUGAGAACCAUUCGUUACGAAACUUGCUGCAAAAAUACCGCCGUCGAAAAAUUCCCUUUAUUAGCUGAACAGAACAGAAGGGGAAGGGAGUUGCCAACUGUUUCAUAUUUAGAUUUGAGUCGGGCUUCAACCCUUUGAAACUCUCGUUUUGGAGGCACAAUGCUAGAUGUUGAAUCCCGGCAGAUCGAACCGAAGGACAACAUUAUUCAAAUAUAUUCGGGAUUCAUGACAAAGGUUGCUCAAUUUGAAGAGCUCAUGUCAUCCGGGAGCACUUUACUCGGCGGCUUUCAGCAAGCUCUCGGGUUUUUGGGGCGGCCAUCAAUUAGCAAAACAUCACCACUGGUAGAGCAUAUUGUUGAGGCUCACGGCUCGAGAAGAAUAUUGUCCUACGUGGAAUCGGGAUGUGUAAACAGUCACGACAGUGUACAGAAUGUGAGCAAACUGCACAAGUGCCAUAUUGGACUUAAGGACCAUAUCAAUCGAUCUAAAAUUGUUAUUAAUGAACUCGAAGGCCUUCUGGAUGAUGCAGCUUCGGUCAUGCAAACUUGUGGGAAAAAAGAAGAUGAAGACUUGAGUUAUGAUUCGGAUAUUCUUAUUACUUUGAGCGAUAGAGAGAAAUUUACGAGACGGGAAGUUGCCGAUUAUGCUGCCAUGAUGGCUUUUGUGUACAGUAUGGUGAAACAAGAUUAUGCAAUGCAGUUCCGAAUAGUGUCCUCACUAAGCUACAAAUCUUCUUCGUCUGGGGAGCUGGAGACGUAUUGCCAAAUGUGGGCUCUACGGCCGUUUGUGGAUGAUGACGUGAUGCAGCAAGCUUGGGAUCUUGUUUCGUAACCCUAUUUUUUUGCAUGUUUUUGGGGUGUGGGUUAAAGUUGUGGUUUAAAUACCAAUCAGCGUGUGAUUUUUUAUUGCGAGAUUAACCUUCCAUUUUUGUUGUUUGGAGCAGACUAGAAUGCCCUCCAACAAGUGUGUUUUGGGCGGCCGGAGGACACUUGUUCGGUUCUUUGUUUGUUUAGUUUCACGACACUGUAAUUUUGCCAUUAACAAUAACAGUGAAUGUCAUUUGUUCGUUUUUGUUUUAAAUGCAUAUUCUGCAACUGCAAGAAUUAUACAAAGUGUGGUUGAAACUCUUUGGAAUUAUUAUCUCUUUUUGUUUCUGCAAGAGCUCGGAAGAUAUCACUUCUGCAAGAACAUAACAGGAGAUGAGACAAAUUCAGU